AUGUCCUACGAGUGUGAAAAUGCACGUGCCGUCGACUUUUCGGGACUGGACGACCUCCACAAGUACAAGGACCAGCCUAUGUCACGGUCACGCGACCGACGCACGCACAAUGGUCCGCCACAGCGUGCCACCUGCGCCGUGCUGGACCUCGGCAGAGAGGGGUCCGCGGUCACCGAGGAGCUGACGUCGGACCUGGGGCUACAGGGCCCGCACCGGGCCCCUGCGUCUGGGCACCAUUGCUCGGUCGCUCAGGCGUUCUUCCCAGACUGGGUCACUUCAAGGUCGACCGGUGCCGCCGAACCGACGGAACUCCCGACGGACAAACAGCUGCCGGAAUUCGGCGACGCAUCUGAGCUGGCGGCCGGCGCGGCCGCCUACUUCCGGCUGGAGUACGAGGUUCCGCCUGAGCCUCCGACAAAGCCGGCCAUCUGGUACCUGCGCUAUCUCGCCUUGGUGGUGGCCUUUGGGGUCCUGGGCGGCCUGACGUACGACGUGUGCUGGCGCACCAACGUAUGCGGCGUGCGUGCUCCGUACGGCACGCUGGAGCCGGAAGAGCAGCAGGGGACGAAGCCGUCUUCGGCCAAGAGCGGCCUGUUCUACACCGUCUCCACCAUGGUAACUACGCACGCGCUCUGGGCAAAGACGAAGGCCGUGGCCGCGCUGCAGCGGGUGAAGAAGGCACGGUCAGGCGACACCGACGGCCUGGCCACCCAGCUGGAGUGUCAGCUGGAGGAUCCGGUGGAGGAGCCGCAGCAGGGAGCCGACAGUGCACUGCCGGCGGAGGACGAGCAAGAAGUCGCCGCCGACGGGGCCGACGGUCCACUACCGGCAGAGGACGAACCGCGAGCGGAGGACGAACAGGAAGCGGAAGAUGAACAGCGGGGUGCUGAGGGUCAGCAGGAAGGCGACGAAGUUCAGCGGGAGGACGAUUCCGCUGAGCAGGAGGGCGACGGGGACCAGGAGGAGGAGAAUUCUCCUCAGCAGGAGGACGAUAUGGCUCAGCAAGAGGAGAACGAUGACGCUCAGCGAGAGGAGGGUGCCCCACACGAAGUUGCGGAGACUGAGGCAUAGAUCAGCAAUCGUCUCGUAUGGAUAAUACAGGGACGAAGGUCUGCACCCGAAAUCCGCCAAACAGACGCGACAGAACUGACACAAAUAAACUAGAGUGCUCUGCGGGACCUAAUAUCCAGAACAGCUGUAGCAGUGGAAAUACGCCAUCCGAUGGUAAGGAGCAUUUGAAGCGCGUAACGUUAACCCCCUCACAGAAUACGUCUGUUGUAUUUCACUUAACCACCGGGAUGCAGGUAUGAAGAAACCACAGCCCCGUGAGCGGAACGCUGAGUGCUUUAUAUGCCGUACCUUCUUAAGAGGCUGUUUGUGUUGUGUGACGCAAAACAUCCUACUAACAUCAUAUGACCAGCAAUUGGGAAACUGAUCACUCUCAGACGAACGUGUCUAGGGCCUGUGAAAUGUAGGGUGUUCAAUAAACCUAGUGGUGUACUCAGCACAGUGCACCUAACCCAUUUAGGACCUGGCCUUGUGAUCAGAUGAAUAUGAAACAGACGGUGCACCAAAUAUGACACCGAUCACUAGAUAUUAUACCUGGUCAGAAGAAUGUUACAGAAAUGUUUCCCAAUAUUUGUGCGGUUGUAUUUCAUUUAAAAAAUCUGGACGCGAACACUUAUUUGCGAAAUUACUAUCAGUUAAUGUACCGUUCUAACUAGCUGCUUGUCUAGUACCAAUGCGGUUGUGUAUUCAAUUUUCUAAACCAUUCAGGUGCAUCCGUCUGAUGGAAGUCGUGGAGCGUGUAUUGCCCCUUUAAUUUAACUCCGCAGUACCAGCGGUGGCUUUGGAAAAAGAGCGCCACGAUUCAAUAAUGAGCGCACCUGAAAAAGUGUCUAGA
Molecule: messenger RNA, 1903 nt
Organism: Pollicipes pollicipes
Lineage: Eukaryota; Metazoa; Arthropoda; Thecostraca; Pollicipedomorpha; Pollicipedidae
Exons: 6
Coding region: 1-1071 (356 amino acids)
Source: RefSeq, a predicted model, not a curated record